Molecule: messenger RNA, 368 nt
Organism: Racocetra fulgida
Lineage: Eukaryota; Fungi; Glomeromycota; Glomeromycetes; Diversisporales; Gigasporaceae
Source: the annotation of a GenBank genome assembly
UUGCACAACAAAUGCAAGAAAUGAAGAUCGGCUACAAUAAACUUGCCACUCUGUUGACAACCCAAGCUGAAGCUAAUAAUCUAAGAAUGAGGCCUCCAGCCAGAAUAACCAUGACGGUUGAAGCCAAUUAUAGCAACAUCGAUGAUGACUAUGAUCUUGAAAGGGAAGUCUUUACAGGAGAAAGGUACCAGCCCUACCAACAUCAGAACAAUAACUACUCACCAAACUCUAAAUCACAAUGGGAAGGUCAUCCAGAGUCCACUUCAAUUCUCAUCUUAAAUAACGGAUCAAAGAAAUUAUACCAACCUGAGGAAAAAGUUAAUCUCAAAGGUUCCAUUAGUGAUGAGGAUGAUAUGUUUGACCAAUUG